CGCCUUUCUUCGUCGCAACGUCGCAACUCUCCAGGGCCUCUCCACAGAUCUGAAAUCUCGCCCCGUCUUUCCUGCUCCAUCUGGAUCAUAACCACUCUCCGCGGGGCAUAGUUCUGCACGGGCAAGACAAGGGCCAUGCAGAUGACGACCCUUCACGGCAAAAACGUCAACUCGGGCUGCUUGUCCAAGUUAGCCUUUUGCCCACACCAGUACGGAUACCCGGUGCUGCCAUGAUGAGGUACUUGGCCCGAAUACUGCGUCUGGCGGGCAACACCAGGUACCUCGCCAUGUCCGAGUUUUUUCCCGCUCUCCUCCUCCGUUACUCUUCUUGCUGUUCGUAAUCUUCAUCUUCCGUGAUCUUGUCUUCAACAACAUAUUUAAAGACUAUCUCCAGAUACCUACUUCUCCCUCUUUUUGCUCAUCAUCAAACCAGUCUUCAGCAUUUUGAGUGAUACCCCCAUUUGAAGGACCAUCAUAUAUCGACUCUUUCUUCACAUCGAGCUGUAAUCUUUCCUAGAUUUUUUGUACCAAACUCUUCUUUUCGACUUUGCAAACUACUGUCACAAUGGCUGCUGCUGUCGCCACCCCUUACGUCCGCACCGACGGACACGCCCUCGAGGAGACCACCGACUUUGUCGAGGAGGUCAACAUUCUCAAGGACCAGUACAACAAGGCACAGAACGACUACGAGGGCGAGUCCAAGUUCGACUCAGAGAAGGACAAGACCGCUUUCCGCCAGUACGAGGAUGCUUGCGACCGCGUCAAGAACUUUUACAAGGAGCAGCAUGAGAAGCAGACCGUCGAGUACAACCUCGCUGCCCGCCAGAAGUUCGCCAUCGACCUUACUGGCAAGAUCCCCUGCCGCGAUGAGAUGACCAUCUGGGAGGCCAUGGAGAAGCUCAACACCCUCAUCGACAACUCGGACCCCGACACCGAGCUCUCUCAGAUUCAGCACUUGCUUCAGACCGCCGAGGCCAUGCGCCGUGACGGCAAGCCCCGCUGGAUGCAGCUUACCGGCCUGAUCCACGAUCUCGGCAAGCUCCUCUUCUUCUACGGAGCCGAGGGCCAGUGGGAUGUCGUCGGUGACACCUUCCCCGUCGGAUGUGCCUUUGACAACCGCAUUGUCCUCCCCACCACCUUUGAGGGCAACCCCGACAACACCCACCCCGUCUACAGCACCAAGAACGGCAUCUACGAGCCCGGCUGCGGUAUUGAGAACCUCAUGAUCUCAUGGGGCCACGACGAGUACAUGUACACCGUCUGCAAGGAGCAGUCCAAGCUUCCCCGUGAGGCUCUCGCCAUGAUCCGCUACCACUCCUUCUACCCCUGGCACCGUGAGGGCGCCUACCGCGAGUUCAUGAAGGAGGGUGAUGAGGACCUCCUCAAGGCCGUCCUUGCCUUCAACCCCUACGACUUGUACAGCAAGUCCGACGAUGCCCCCACCGUCGAGGAGCUCAAGCCCUACUACAUGGAGCUCAUUGAUGAGUACUUCCCCACCAAGGUCAUCAAGUGGUAGACAUGCCCUUCCAGAUUGCAUGUUACGACGGGUACGAAAUGAGAUGGGACCUUUGGCAUACACGCCCUGGAACAGAAGUCAUGUCGCCAGAGGCACGGCGUUUUAAUUGGGAUAUUUCAUGAUAAAUUUGAGCGGUC
Colletotrichum scovillei is the source of this 1653-nucleotide messenger RNA. RefSeq lists its product as uncharacterized. The transcript is spliced from 2 exons. Gene Ontology annotation, biological process: inositol catabolic process. NCBI's taxonomy places the organism in Eukaryota, Fungi, Ascomycota, Sordariomycetes, Glomerellales, Glomerellaceae. Gene Ontology annotation, molecular function: iron ion binding; inositol oxygenase activity. Bases 566 to 1516 code for a protein of 316 amino acids. Gene Ontology annotation, cellular component: cytoplasm. The record is from RefSeq and is a predicted model, not a curated record.